AUCUGAAGACAAAUCUGCGACUCGCAACAGAGCUGGUGAAGCCGCUUUGCAACGGAUGGAGAUCCGGGCUAGGGACGCAGUCAUUUGGAUUGAUGGCCGACGACUGGGACUACCAGAUCCGAAAAUCCGGUAGCGGAGUGCGAGGCCGACGGCGGGUUCCUCUCGAAAGGCGUCAGAGCAGCGGCCCGAUGUGCCACAUUCAGAUCUGGAUUAAAAGCUCCAGAUAUGUACCUGUCAAAACACGGGUGGUGGAAGCUACAUCCAGUGUUGCAGCAUUCGGCAUGUGUGGCUGGAGGCGGAGACCGGUUUGCGGCAGGAGGCGGGUGGCGGUUACAGCGGCAGAGGCCGCGAGUUUAGUGAUCUGGCGGGAGGCCAAGACCGGUUGGCGGCAGUGA
Oldenlandia corymbosa var. corymbosa is the source of this 395-nucleotide messenger RNA. NCBI's taxonomy places the organism in Eukaryota, Viridiplantae, Streptophyta, Magnoliopsida, Gentianales, Rubiaceae. The record is from the annotation of a GenBank genome assembly.